Molecule: messenger RNA, 2994 nt
Organism: Apodemus sylvaticus (European woodmouse)
Lineage: Eukaryota; Metazoa; Chordata; Mammalia; Rodentia; Muridae
Gene: Chgb
Product: chromogranin B
Exons: 6
Coding region: 1-2763 (920 amino acids)
Cellular component (GO): secretory granule
Source: RefSeq, a predicted model, not a curated record
AUGGUUCAGAUUCUGGGGGAUGGGGCGGAGAGGGUUGAUGAAGUCAAAGUCACAAAAGAUAAACAGCAGUCAUCUGGUGGCCACCAACACAGGGAAUUGCACCAGCAGGACAACGAAUCCCAAGUAUUCUACAGCUUCAAACUGGCAUCUGCAGGCUUGGAGGUGUGCGCGGAGGAGCUGGAGCGCAGGCGCGGCAAUACGAGCUGGACCCUUGUGCCUCCUUGCCUGAGAUCCACAGCACCUGGCGUCCCGUGUCCCUGCCUGUGCCUGCUGGGACCCUACGCAAGGCCACACGCACUGGCUGAGCUUCCGCCCGCUGGCGCCGCCUCGCCUCGGGCCUGCUCCGUGACGUCAGGGCUGAGCGAGGGGCGCCCCCGCCCGCCGCUCGCCCCCGGGCGCUGCACCCCGCCUGCCCUUCAUAAGAGCCAGGCCUGCGCCCACCGCGCCACAGCUGCUCUGCGGAGCCCGCACCCGCCGAGCUCCUCCUACACGCAGCUGGGGAGCGGCACCAUGCAGCGGGCCAUGCUCCUCUGCCUCCUGGGCGCAGCAGCUCUGGCCGGUGAGUGGGAUUUCAGCACCCCGGACAGCUCCCAGGGCUGGAGGCGUUGGGUUUCACCCUUCUCUUCCCUGGAUCCCUUGACUUGCUUGGCUUUUGAGUUGGAGGAUGCUAGAGCUGUCCAGCUUUUUCCUGCCUUCCCCGCAGGGGCUGUGCAGCCCUGGGAAGCCAAGCGGCUAUCUGUGUUCUCUGCAGAGAUCAAGACAUUUUUCAUUUUCUCCUUCAAAGCUGUCAGCUCAGCUCCAGUGGAAAACAGGGAUCACAAUGAAGAAAUGGUGACUCGCUGUAUUAUUGAAGUCCUCUCAAAUGCCCUAUCCAAGUCCAGUGUUCCAACGAUCACCCCAGAGUGCCGGCAAGUCCUGAGGAAGAGUGGAAAGGAGGUCAAAGGUGAAGAGAAAGGUGAAAAUGAGAAUUCCAAGUUUCAAGUACGGUUGCUAAGAGACCCAUCUGAUGCCUCAGCAGCCCGCUGGGCCUCCAGUAGGGAGGAAACAGGAGCUCCAGUGGAAGACUCGCAAGGCCAGAGGAAGGUAGACUACGAGAAGCGGACAGAAGGCGGAGGACACAGCAGGGAGAGAGCGGAUGAUCAGGAGAGCCUCCAUUCCCCCAACCAACAAGAGUCCAAAGAAGCAAAGAUACGCCAUUCGGAAGAGAGGGGCGGAAAAGAGAUGGAGGAAGAAGAAGAAGAAGGCAAGAUUUACCCAAAGGGGGCGCAUAGGGAAGACGCUGGUGAGGAGAAGAAACGCAUUGAAGAUUCUGGAGAGAAGUCGAACACCCUCUCCAACAAAAGAAGUGAGGCUUCCGCUAAGAAAGAGGAGUCGGCGGCCAGAGCAGAUGCACACUCCUGGGGGUUGGAGGAGAAGACACACAGCAGGGAGCAAAGCAGCCAGGAGAGUGGAGAGGAGGCAAGGGGGCAGGAGAAACCCCAGGAGCUUACCGACCUCGACCAGAGCCUGGAGGAAUCCGAGGAAGGCGAGGAAGGCGCAGCCUCUGAAGUAACCAAGCGCAGACCCAGACACCACCACGGGAGAAGCCGGCCCAACAAGCCUUCUUACGAAGGGCAUCCUCUAUCUGAGGAAAGGAGACAUGCUCCUGAGGAGUCCGAGGAGGCAGAUGUGGCCACAGCUGGUUUAGGGGGGAAAGGGGGUCACCAUCUAGCUCACUACAGGGCUUCGGAGGAAGAACCUGAAUAUGGGGAAGAAUUGAGAAGCUAUCCGGGCUUCCAGGCUCCCCAGGGCCUUCGGGGACCACAGUACCGGGGCAGAGGAAGUGAAGAGGACGGAGCCCCAGGGCCUGGGAGUGAGGAGAGCCAGGACAGGGAGGACAAGACAAACCACCCUGAACCGGAAAGCACAGCAAACAGACACGGUGAAGAAAGCGAGAAAGAGAGGAGCUACGAGGGGGCAAAGGGACGGCAGCACAGAGGCAGGGGCCGGGAGCCCGCAGCCUAUGCCACUCUUGACACCAGAGAAGAAAAAAGGCUCCUGGAUGAAGGGCGCUACCCUGUUCACGAAAGCCAGAUAGAUGCGGCAAAAAGGUUUCCACAAAGCAGAUGGCAAGAACAGGAGAAAAACUACCUCAACUAUGGCGAGGAAGGGGACCCAGGGAGAUGGUGGCAGCAGGAAGAGCAGGUAGACCCACAAGAAAGCCGGGAGGAAGUGGGGUUUCCAGACACACAGUAUGAGCCCUACCCCACCGCUGAAAAGAGGAAGAGGUUAGGGGCGCUGUUCAACCCGUACUUUGACCCUCUCCAGUGGAAGACUAGUGACUUUGAGAAAAAAGGCAACCCAGAUGACAAUUUUCUUGAGGAUGAAGGUGAAGACGGAAACGGAGUGACCUUGACUGAGAAGAAUUUCUUCCCAGAGUACAACUAUGACUGGUGGGAGAAAAGGCCCUUUUCGGAGGACGUGAACUGGGGAUAUGAGAAGGGAAGCUUUGCCAGGGCCCCUCACCGGGGCUUGAAGAGGCAAUACAGCGACGGGGUGGCAGAGCUGGACCAGCUCCUUCACUACAGGAAGAAGGCAGCCGAAUUUCCUGACUUCUACGACUCGGAGGAGGAGCAGAUGGGGCCUCACCAGGAGGCCGAAAAUGAAAAGGACAGGGCUGACCGGAGGGUUCUGACCGAGGAAGAGAAAAAGGAACUGGAGAACUUGGCCGCCAUGGAUCUGGAAUUGCAGAAGAUAGCGGAAAAGUUCAGUCAGCGGGGCUGACAUUGGAGGGAUGAGCCGUGGGCAGAAAGACGCCAUGGAUCCAGCCAGAGGCAGAAAGCAGCAUCUACUGUUUCUUAAAUGUUUGACGCAGUUGGAAAUAUCACAAAUCUUUGCUAGAAUGCUAAUGCUAUGUGACUAGUGGGACCUGUAGCAUAUUUGUCCUGCAAAAUAGAUGUUUCACAUGUCUGUGACAAUGACUGUGUUACUGUCUUUGAAACACAAACAAUAAAA